GACCGUGAUUUCGAAAAAAAGGGGGAGCCCCCCCCGGCUACCUUAUCUAAUGUAAUCGGCGAAUGGGGGAGGGGAGAAUUGACGGAUAGCGGUGAUGAAUGACAGGGAUACCAAUAAAAAUGUAUCAUGAAUCCCUGUUCGCUUUGCGCUUGCUGUCGUUCCUGUUUCGAAUCGAAUCGACAGUUUCGGCAAGGAUGCGGCGAUAUAUGAUGAUAGGUUCUGGCGUCGAGACCGAUAGCGGGGUUGCGGGCUCGACAAAGAACAAACUGAGGGGAUUAUGAUAUUAUGAUACUAUACAGUAUCAUGGAUUUUCUCCGCCAGUUCCUCGGUACGACACGAAGUGGAGGAUUGCCAUGUGAAUGGUGCGCGCUACCUAUCGGUUGGCUGGAUCUUUAUCUAUCUAUCAUACGAUAUGUUUUCUUCUCCAUGAA
Molecule: messenger RNA, 431 nt
Organism: Tuber melanosporum (Perigord truffle)
Lineage: Eukaryota; Fungi; Ascomycota; Pezizomycetes; Pezizales; Tuberaceae
Exons: 1
Coding region: 99-281 (60 amino acids)
Source: RefSeq, a predicted model, not a curated record